Molecule: messenger RNA, 8970 nt
Organism: Closterium sp. Yama58-4
Lineage: Eukaryota; Viridiplantae; Streptophyta; Zygnematophyceae; Desmidiales; Closteriaceae
Source: the annotation of a GenBank genome assembly
AUGGAGAAAAAAGACGAUUCCACCUUCAACGCUAUGAACAACAUCAGCAGCAACAGCAGCUACAACAACUAUGGCAGCAACGCCUUUCUCCAGUCCGUGUCGGAAAUCCACACGCCGCUGAGCAAGCGCGAGACCAACAGCGACAUCCACUACCGACCGUCCGCGUUCGCGGCGUCGCUUCGUGAGACCACGAAUCACAAGUUCCAUCCCGGCAGCGCGGUUCACCACGGGAGCUACGGAACGCCGUUCACGGGAACGCGAGGCGGGACGCCGUUCACGGGAGCGCGAGGAGGGACGAGGGUGCGUCAGUCGCCGGCGGUGCAGAGGAAGGAGGUGCUCCAGCUUAUGGAGGAGCGCGAUGAAGCGCAACGAGCGGCCAAGGCGAUCUUCGAGGAGAAACGGGACCUCGAGGCGGUGCACGAGCGGCUACUGGAGGAGUUCGAGGAGAAGGAGAUGGAGUUGGAGGAGGCGAUGGCUGCCAGGGACACGGAGGUCAACCGACGGAAGCAACUCGAGAACGCACUGGCAGUGGCGGAAGGGAAGGACGGAGACGGAUGGCGGCGACUGCAGAGGGAGCAGCAGCUGCAGGAGCAGGUGCAGGCGCUGAGGCGGGAGACAGCAGGGCUGAAGCGACAGGUGGAGGAGGCGAAGUGGCGCGAGGAGGAGACGAAGGAGAAGCUGAAGGAGUGCCAGAACAAGCUUGAGCAGGCCGCUGCGUGGAGGCGCAAGUGGGAGGCGGCAGAGAGAGAGCUGGGCGAGGCGAGGCAGGAGCUGGCUCGCCUGGAGGUGCAGCAGCGGCGCCUGCCGCAUCUGGAGAAGCAGCUGCAGGUGAGUCCUUUCCACAGCGUAUGCGUUUCCUCCUUCCACUGGGUAUGGGUGCCGUCCGUGGCAAGCCUACCUGAAGCGGGCAUGCGCUGCCUCCUGCUCUUCCAUGAGCGAGAGCUGGCUCGCCUGGAGGUGCAGCAGCGGCGCCUGCUGCACUUAAAGAAGCAGCCGCAAAACCUGAAGGAGGAGGUGGAGCGGUGGAGAGGCAAGGCGGAGGAGAUGCAGCGAGAGGCGGAGGAGCAGAGGUCGAGAGCCAAGGUGGCUGAGGUCAAGAAGGCGACGCUUGAAGAGCUGGUGGCUUCCCUCACGAAAGAAGAAGAUAGGGAAGAAGGCGACAGCGAUGGCAAGGGGAGAGAGGACGCGGACGCGGAAGGGGCGGACGAGGCGGAAGAAGAGGAGGAGGAGGAGGAGGAGGAGGAUGAGGAGGAGGAGGAGGAGGAGGAGAAGUGGAAGGACGAGAAGGUGAAUCAGCAGCUGCAGGUGCUGAAAGAGGCGUACCAGGAGUUUGAAGGCAUCAGAUCCUCGUGUGAUGAAGCAGAAACAGCUUCUGCAGAAUCAGCCCCUGAGGUGCCUCAACAGCAGUGUGAAGGCAUGAACGCGGCUGAUCCCCACCACUCCGCCUCUGCCUCCACCCCAGCCCCGGCGGUUGGGGGUGCACUAGCUGGGUACCAGAUUGGCACACCAGGGGCUUGGGGAAGACUGAGUCUGACGGCAGGAAAAGAGAGUCUGGGAGGAGGGGCAGGGAGUGCGAGCACGACGGGGAGUGCGGGGAGCGUGGGAACUGUGGGGAGUGCGGGGAGUGCGGGGAGUGCGGGGAGUGCGGGGAGUGCGGGGUACGGACAGAACGGGGAAACGGCGAGGGUGAUCAAGGGCCUGCAGUCGCAGCUGCGGGCGGCGCAGCGCGAGAGGGACGCGGGGAGGGUGGAGUGCGCGCGGCUGGGUGAGAUGGUGGCUGGGCUGCGGAGGGAUUUGGUGAGGUUGGAGGAGGCGGAAGGGAAGGCCGGGGCGGAGGCCGCGGAGGUGAGGAGGCAGCUGCUGCAGGCGAAGGAAGAGCAGAAGGCAGAGCAAAAUCCCUUCUUGAGACGCCUCAAAAACACUUCUCCCGUCCCCCGCUCCUCCGUCGUUCCCCAGGCGGAGGCUCUGCUGGCGGAGAGGGAGCAGCGGGCGGCGCAGCUGAUGGCAGCAGAGGGAGCUCGGCUGGAGGGCGAGAAGGAGAAGGCCCUGCUCGCCGCGGACCUCUCGUCCACCAGGGCGGAGGUAUCCCGGCUGGAGAGGAGCAUGGCAGAGUCUGAAAAGCUCUCCAAGCAGUGGCUAUCCUCGCUACAAGCAGAACUCGCUGUGGUUAAAAUGGAGCUGGAUCGCAAGGAGCGCAAGCUGGAAGAAGCUACAAGCGAGCUGAACGUUAAGAUUAGGGAGUGCGAGAGGAUGGAGAGGGCCUUGGAGAAGCAGCAGGAGGCUUGGAACGGAGAGGCGCAAGAGGCAGCGGUGCAGCUCGUUUCAGUGCGAUUGGACCUGGCUCGUUGCUGCUUUGAGCGUAGUGAGGCUGAGCGGGAGUGGGAGGAGGAGAAGAAGGCGAGGGAGGAGGAGUGGGUGGCUAGGGAGAAGGAGUGGGAUGAAGAGAAGCUGACGUGGAUCAAGGAGCAGCUGACGUGGGCAGAAAAGGAGCGAGAGUGGGCGAAGGAAGCGGAUGAGCAGAGGGAGCACGUGGCAUGGCUUGAGACGAGCCUGUCAGGAGCAGAGCAGGAGAAGUUGGAGCUUCUGCAGGCAAAGAAAGAGGCGGAGCAGGAGAUGGAGGAGGUGGAGAUGGAAAGGGAGGAACUGGAGCGGGAGAGGAGGAGACUUGAAGAGGUGGUGGUUGCUCUGCGAGAUGAGGGACAGCGGCUGGAGCAGGAACUUGAAGGGGUACGGAAGCAGGCGGAGGAGGAGCGGAAGCAGGCGGAGGAGGAGCGGAAGCAGGCGGAGUUGGAGCAGCAGGCAGUGCAGCAGGCGACGCAUGUGGCCCAGCAGGAGUGGGAGCGGAAGGAGGAGCAAUGGGGUGAGAAGGAGGGCACCUGGGCUUCUCAGCUAGAGGAGUGGACACGGAAGGAGCAGCAGUGGGUGGCCUGUGAGGCGCGGAUGGCAGCUCAGGUGGGCAGCUUGGAUGAGGAGAUCACUGCGCUGAAAGUGGCACACGCAGCGGAGCAGCAGGCGUGGGCGGAGAAGGAGUGCAGGUGGGCGUCUGAGGUAGAGGAGUGGACGCGGAAGGAGCAGCAGUGGGCGGGCUGUGAGGCGCAGAUGGCCGCUCGUGCGAGGUGCUUGGAUGAGGAGAUUGCUGGGCUGAGAGAAGCGCGAGCAGCGGAGCUUCAGGUAUGGGCGGAGAAGGAGAGGCAGGAGCAGGGACGAGUAUUCUCUCUGGUAGAGCAGUGGCGGCAGACGGAGGAGCAGUGGGAGGCAGAGAGGAGGGAGAUGGUCGGCAAGGGAGAGGAGGUGUCUGCUCAGGUUAGGCUCCUGACUGCAGAUUUGACUUCUGUGAAACAGACGUAUGAGGAGGAGCAAAUGCAGUGGGCGGAAGAGAAGAGGAGCCUUGCUGUCGAGGGGGAGGAGCUGUCUGCUCAGGCUGCGCUUUUGACUGAAGAGUUGGCUGCUGUGAAGCGGGCUUACGCAGGGGAGCAGCAGGAGUGGGCGGCUAAGGGGAACGAGUGGAGGGCGAGGGCGCAGGAGUGGGAGGUUCUUGGGCAGCAGCAGAGGGUACGGUUGGGAGAGAUGGAGACUGCGUUGGAAUCUGUUAAGGCAGAGAAGGCUGCUGUGGAAGAGGAAUUAGAGGAAACGAGGCAGGAGGGGAAGGAGCUAACUAGGGCUGUUGAUGCUCUUGAGUGCGAGAAGCAGGAGCUGCUCGGAGCCGUUGAUUUAUUGGAAAAGGAGCUGGCAGAGAUGCGGGAAGAGUGGGGAGAGAAGGAAGAGGGGUGGAAGAACGAGCAGGUGAUGCAGGAGGAGAAGAUGAGGGAGAUCCAGAGGGUGUUAGAAACGGUACAGCAGGAACAUUUGCAGCAGGGAAGGGAGUGGGAAGGUAAGGAAGGGGAGUGGCUGGCAAAGGAGCAAGAGUGGCAGGAGAAGGAGCAGGCGUGGCAUUGCAGGGAGGGUAUCCUGGGUGAGGCUCUUGCAGCAACGGAGGAGGAGUUGUGUGUGGUGAAGGGAGAUCUGGCAGCGAAGCAGCAGACGAUAUCAGCAGUAGAGCAAGAGCUGUGCGCUGCGAAGGCAGAGCUGACAGCAAAGCAGCAGACGAUAGCAGCAGCGGAGCAAGAGCUGCGUGCUGUGAAGGGAGACCUGGCAGCGAAGGAGCAGGCUUGGGCGUGCAGGGAGGGCCGUCUGGGUGAGGCUCUUGCAGCAGCGGAGGCAGAGUUGUGUGUGGUGAAGGGAGAACUGGCAGCGAAGCAGCAGGCGAUUGCAUGCUGGCAGGAGAAGGAGCAGGCUUGGGCGUGCAGGGAGAGUGUUCUGGGUGAAGUUCUUGCUUCAGUGGAGGGGGAGUUGUGUGCGGUGAAGGGAGAUCUCACAGCGAAGGAGCAGGAGUGGGUGGAGAAGACCGGGGUGAUGGAUGAACAGAUGGCAGCUCUGCAGCAGAAUUUGGCAGCAGCUCAGGCUGACGUGGACACGGCUAACGGUGAGCUGGCAGCAGUGAGGAAUGAGCUGGCAGAGAGGGACCAGGAGCUGGUGGUGAUGGAGAAGAGAUGGGCUGAGAAGGAAGCGGCAUGGGAGGAGAAAGAAGCAGGAUGGGAGGAGAAGAGGGUAAUGCUUGAGGGGAGGGUGUCAGAACUCGAAGGGAGCAUUGCAAGCAUGGAAGAAGAGAGGUCAGAUAUGCAGCGUGAGAUGCAAUCCCAGCAGGAGGAAUGGGCACAGAAGGAACAGCAGCUGCUGCUGGUGCAGCAGCAGCAGCAGGAGUCGGCUGCAGGGGAUCUAUCAGCAGCAGAGGCAGCAAGGGAAGAGGCGGAGGUGCAAGGACGAACCUGGCUGGUUCGGGCAGAGGAAGCAGAGCAGAGAGAGGAGGGUCUGAAAGCGGAGAUAGAUAUUUUGGCGAAAGAAGCAAAGAAGAGAGAGGAGGGGCUGAGGGAGGAGAUGGAUGGUUUGGUGAAGGAAGCAGCGGCAAGGCACCAGAGGGUGGUGAGAGACUGGACUGAGGCGCGUGGGAAGCUGGAUAUGGUUAAUGCGCGGUUGAACGCGGUUCUGGGAGAGAGGGAUGGGUUGAAACGGGAGUUGGAGGGCGUGAGUAGGGAGUUUUGGAGGGAGAGGGAGGGGUGGGUGAAGGAACGGGCGGGAUUGGAGGAGAAGGUGAGGGGUUUGGAGGCAACAGUGAGGGGUCUGGAGGAGGAAGUGAGGGGUUCAGAGGAGUCAGUUGCGCAGCUGAGAGCAGCGGUUUCCCAGCUGCAGGGGCAGAAGGUAGCAUUGGAAGAGACAGUUGGAAAGCUGAGGGAUUUGAAUGUGGAUCUUGAGCAGGCAAACGGGCAGCUUAUGGGAGGCAAUGUGCAGUUAGAGGCGAUGAGUGGGUUGGAGGAGGAGAAGAGGGACGUGGAGAGGCGUAACGAGGAGCUGCUAGGGGAGAGUGAGCAGCUGAAGGGCAAAUUGGCGCAGGCUGUGACGGAGAAGGGAGAGGUUGAAGCGGAGAGGGAGGAGCUGCAGGCAGCACUGAAACAGGUGCUUUUGGAGAAGGGAGGGGUUGAAGCGGAGAGAGAGCAACUGAAGGGCGAGUUGGCACAGGCUCUGUUGGAGAAGGGAGGGGUUGAAGCGGAGAGGGAGCAACUGAAGGGCGAGUUGGCACAGGCUCUGUCGGAGAAGGGAGGGGUUGAAGCGGAGAGGGAGCAACUGCAGCAAGCACUGGGACAGGCGCAGACAAAGACAGGGGAACUUGAAGCCGAGAGGGAGCUGCUGCAGGCGGAUAUUGGUGAGUUGGAGAGGGAAAUCGAGCAGGUGAAGUCUGAGAACGAGGUCAUAGAUGCGGCUAGGAAGAGGCUGGAGGGAGCAUUGGAACAGGCGCAGAUAGAGACAAGGCAACUUGAAACUGAGAGGGAGCAGCUACAGGCGGGUAUGGGUGAGGUGGAGAGGGAAAUUGGCCAGGUGAAGGCUGAGAACGAGGCCCUAGGUGCAGCUAGGAAGGGGCUGGAGGGAGCAUUGGAACAAGCGCAGACAAAGGCAGGGCAACUGGAAGCAGAGAGGGAGCAGCUGCAGGCAGGAGUUGGUGAGUUGGAGAGGGGGAUGAGCCAGAUGAAGGCUGCAAUUGAGGUUCUGGAUGCCACUAAGAAGGGGUUGGAGCAAGAGAGGGAGAGGUUGGAGGGUGAAAGGGAGAGUUUGCUGGCUGAGAGGGAGGGUCUUCUGGGUGACAAGGCUGGGCUGGAGAAGGAGAGGGACGGAUUACUUGAGGAGCGGGAGGUGCUUCAGCAGGAGAAGGGCGAGUUGGAGGAGAGGGUGGUGAGGGCUGAGAGGGAAGUAGAGGCAGGGAAGCAGGAGAGAGGGAGGUUGGAGGAGAGGGUGGUGGCCUUGACAGUGGAGGGAGAGGAGCUGACGGUGAAGGUAGGGGAGCUUGAAGCUGAGAGGGACGGAUUACUUGAGAAGCGGGAGGUGCUUCAGCAGGAGAGGGGUAGGUUGGAGGAGAGGGUGGCUGCCUUGACAAACGAGGGAGAGGAGCUGGCCGUGAAGGUGUUAGAGCUGGAAGCUGAGAGUGCUCGACUGGUGGAGCAGAUAGGAGGCUUGAACGGAGAGAAGGAGGCGUUGAUGGUUGAAAAGGAGGCGUUGAUUGUGCAGCACAGGGAGCUGGAAGGUGAGAAGGCUGGCCUGGUGGAGCAGGUUGCAGGUUUGAGGGGAGAAAAGGAGGCGUUGCUGGCUGAAAGGGAGGAAUUGGUGGAAGGGAAGGCAGCAGUGGAAGCUGAGAGGGAUGGGCUGACUGUGAAGGUAGGUGAGCUUGAAGCUGAGAGGGAGGAACUGACAGUCAAGAACGGGGAGUUUAAAGCUGAGAGGGAUAGGCUGAAGGUACAGAUAGCGGAUGUGGAGGCUGACAGGGAGGAACUGAUGGUGAAGCAGAGGCAGCUGGAUGGUGAGAGGGUUCGCUUGAUAGAGCAGAUUGGAGAUUUGAACCGAGAGAAGGACGUGCUGAUGGUCGAGAGGGAGGAGUUGAUGGAGGAGAAGGAAGCAGUGGAGGCUGAGAGGGAUGGGCUGAAGGUGAAGCAAGGGGAGCUUGAAGCUGAGGGAAAGAGUCUGGUGGAACAGAUUGGGCGCUUGCAGGCAGAGAAGGGGGUGCUAGAGGCAACUGUGGGACGGCUGCAAGGUGAGAAGGCCGGUUUGGAGGAAGUGGUGAGAGGUCUGACAGAGCAGAAGGAGUUGGUUGAAAGUGCCAACUGCGAGAUCAAAGCCUCCCUGAGCGAGAGCAGGAGCAUUGUGGCACAGCUAGAGACUGCCCUGGAGGAGCGGGAGGGUGACAUAAAGAGGCUGGAAGGCACAGUGCAGCAGCUAGAGCAGGAUUUGGAGGAGCGGGAGGGCGCAAACUGCGAGCUCAGAGCCUCCCUGAGCGAGAGCAGGAGCACUGUGCUGCAGCUUGAAAAUGCACUGGAGGAGAGGGAGGGUGCCGUGAGGAGGCUGGAAGGCACAGUGCAGCAGCUAGAGCAGAAAUUAGAGGGUGCAAACAGCGAGCUCGAGGCGCUGGUGGAGGAGAGUAGGAGUACGGUGCAGCAGCUGAAGGAGACUUUGGGAGAGAGAGAGAGUGCUGUGAGGAAGUUGGAGGGGACUGUGCAGCAGCUAGAGCAGAGAUUGGAGGAGCAGGAGGGCGCUAACUGUGAGCUUGAGGCGUUGGUGGAGGAGAGUAGGAGCACAGUGCAGCAGCUGAAGCAUACCUUGGAGGAGAGGGAGAGUGAUGUGAGGAAGUUGGAGGGGACUGUGCAGCAGCUAGAGCAGAGAUUGGAGGAGCAGGAGGGUGCUAACAGCGAGCUUGAGGCUUUGGUGGAGGAGAGUAGGAGCACGGUGCAGCAGCUGAAGCAUGCACUGGAGGAGAGGGAGGGUGCUGUGAGGAGGCUGGAAGGGGCAGUGGAGGAACUGGAGAGGGAGAGGAAGGUGGGAGAGGAGGAGAUGAGUGCAAUGAAGGUGGAGCGAUCAGAGCUAGAGGCGUCCCUGCUGCAGCGUCAAGUGCGACAGGUGGAACUGGAAAGUAGCUUGCAGGAGAUGAAAGGAGAGAAGGAGAGGUUUGAAGCAAGGCUGCAGCAGGCGCAGCAGGAGCAGCAGGAGAUGCAGCAGCGACUGGAGAGGAAGGAGGAGGAGAUGAGAGGCCAGCAGGAGGAGUGGACCCGGGUGGAGCAGCGAUGGGAUGCGGAGAUGAGGGAGAAGGAAGCUGCGUGGAGGGAGAUGGAGGGGAGGCUGAGGGGAGAGGUAGCGGAGAGGAACGGGCAAGUUGGGAGGCUGAAUGGGCUCGUGGAGGGGUUAGAGGGGCAGAUGAGGGAGGAGAGAGAGCGUGUUGUGACUCUGACUGGACAAGUGAAUGAGCUUCUGGAGGUGAAGGGGCUGUUAGAGGAGCAGAGGAAGGGGGUUGUGAGGGAGAAGGAGCAGCUGGGAGAGCGAGUGAGGGAGUUGGAGGGGAGGGUGGUGGAGGUGGAGGAGGAGAGGAGGAAGGCGGUGCGGGAGUGUGAGGGUGAGAUAGAGAGGAGAGGAGAGGAAGUGAGGAGGUUAAAUGAGGAGGUGAGGAGGAUGGGAGAGGAUGUGAGGGAGAGGGAGAGGGAGAUGAGGAGGCGAGAGGAGGAGGUGGUGGUUGCAAUGGAGGCGGAGAAGAGGAGGGUGAAGCAGGAGUAUGCGGAGAGGGAGGCAAGGAGGGAGGAGAGGAUGGAGAGGGAGAUUGCCAAGAUCCAAGCUGCUGUGCAGGAGGAGAAUCAGACGCUCAGGCAGAAGGUGGAUGGGCUGGAGCAGAGGCAGCAGGAGAUGGAGCAGAGGAUUCAAAGGGAGAGGGAGCAGCUGCAAGAGAGCCAGAAGAAGCUUCAGGCUUUAGAAAACCAGCUUAUGGAGAAGGAGAAGCGCAUGCAGGUUGCAGAGCAGCAGCUUCGGGCCGAACGUGAAAGGAUGGCUCGGGAGCAGCGGUUGAUUUCCCAGGCCUUGUUCGAUGCCAACCUGGAGCUCAUGCACCGCUCAAAAGGCUCCUCAUGA